GAUGUUCACCAUGAUCGUGGAUUGCAGCGAGAAUAUGAUAAAAGAACUUGCAACCUUCACCGGACAUGAAUUUGAAGUGAAGAAUCUCUUCAUACGUUUCACGAACGAUGUGAUAGCGUCGUGUGCUUUUGGAGUGCGCAUCAACUCGUUCCGAGACAAGGAAAACGUGUUCUACCGUUACGGCAAGGACAUCACGAAUUUUGGCCGGGUAAAAGUAUUUCUCAAAAUGAUGGGAUACCAGCUGGUCCCGAAGCUGAUGGCAUGGCUAGAGAUUGAUAUUUUCGAUCGCGAACACGUACAAUUUUUCAUAGACCUGUUCAGACAGUCGGUACAGGAACGGGAGCAGCAUGGCAUUGUUCGUCCGGACAUGAUCCAUCUGCUGAUGCAAGCUAAUAAGGGUAAGCUGCGAUAUCAACCAACAGACCACGAGGAAGUGGAAGGUUUUGCAACGGCGAAGGAAUCCAAUGAUGAGAAGGUCGUCCCAGAAGAUAUGGUAAAGCUCAGCGAGAAUGAAAUGGUAGCUCAGUGCCUGAUAUUCUUCCUAGCUGGCUUUGAUAUAAUCGCAUCUGUCAUGACCUUUCUUCUGUAUGAGGUAGCUCUAGAUCCCGAAAUCCAGCAGCGUUUGUACGAGGAGAUUCAACAAGUGUCAGAAUCGCUAGAUGGAAAAUCAAUCACAUAUGAUGCUUUGCAAAGUAUGCGUUAUCUGGACAUGGUUGUAUCCGAAACGCUGCGAAAGUGGCCAUCACAACCUGCUACUGAUCGACUGUGUAAUCAAGAUUACAAGGUGACUGAUGUGACUCCGAAUGUUGACAUUAUUAUACCAAAGGGAUGCAUAGUGUCGAUCCCCAUUGCCGGUUUGCAUUAUGAUCCUGCCAUUUACCCCGAUCCAACCCGCUUCGAUCCAGAACGCUUCAACGAUGAGAAUAAGCAUAAGAUUCCGCUGGGAGCAUAUCUGCCUUUUGGGUUGGGGCCACGUAAUUGUAUUGCUUCCCGAUUUGCUCUCAUGGAGGUGAAGGCCAUUGUGUAUCAAUUGCUACGGAAUUAUGAGUUUAAGCGCUCCGAACGUACACCGGUACCAUUGAAGCUCGCAAAAGGUUUCGCCUCUACUAGCGCAGAAAAGGGCAUAUAUCUGCAGCUGAGUCCACGGCAGGUAGAAUAAAGUUAGUUUCGCUAUGUUGCAUAUCAAAGCACAAUGAAUGAUAUUAGGUGAAAGGUAAAACACAAAAAAAUCUGCACAAUUAUGUGAAACUUUCUGCAUUAAGGAUGAUAUUACAAAUAAAAUGGAAGUAUUACUUUCUUGGAAUAUUGCA
Anopheles coluzzii is the source of this 1310-nucleotide messenger RNA. RefSeq names its product probable cytochrome P450 9f2. The transcript has a single exon. The record is from RefSeq and is a predicted model, not a curated record. Lineage: Eukaryota; Metazoa; Arthropoda; Insecta; Diptera; Culicidae. Gene Ontology annotation, molecular function: iron ion binding; heme binding; monooxygenase activity. The coding region runs from base 2 to 1159 and encodes 385 amino acids.